Messenger RNA from Malus domestica (apple), 2799 nucleotides. Its product is annotated as CRC domain-containing protein TSO1. Gene Ontology annotation, molecular function: DNA-binding transcription factor activity. The record is from RefSeq and is a predicted model, not a curated record. Lineage: Eukaryota; Viridiplantae; Streptophyta; Magnoliopsida; Rosales; Rosaceae.
GCCGCCCCCCAGUCCUCCCCCUUCUAUUAUUUUCACUCUGUUUCUCUCUCUAAAAUUCUAGAGAGAGAGAGAGAGAGAGAGAUUUGAUGCGGUGGAGCUUCAUCUCCGACCAUGGACACUCCGCUGAAGAAUCAGAUCACCCCCACCACUCCUCUUCCUGCUAAAUACGAGGAUUCCCCUGUGUUCAACUACAUUAGCAAUCUUUCCCCGAUUGAGCCGGUGAAGUCCGUAGGAAAUGAUCAUCACACUUUCAACUCCCUAGCUUUUGCAUCUCUUCCUUCUAUUUUCGCUUCGCCGCAGAAUCUUUCCGUCCCGGAAACACGGUUCUUACUUAGAAGGCAUCACUUCUCUGAUUCACCGAAACCCGAGUCCUUCCAGAGUGGAAACCGAAACAGUAAAAGUGAUGGAGUUCCGGUUUCCGUUGAGCAAGCGUAUUUAGGUACUGACCAACCGGAAUGCUUUGCAUCCGGAAGUUCUUCAGAUGUAGAGGUGGCUAGUGCAGUACCAACUGAGAAUUUGGAACCACCGGUUGAGUUUCUAAAUACCUUGAAGUAUAGUUCUGGUAGCCCACAUAGAAAUGAUGUACAUCAUUCGAAAGGAAGGCACUCGUUUUUCGAGAGGGAAACACAUUUGCGCAGAAUUCGAAGAGUUGAGCAGAAGAAAGAUGCAGCCGCAUGCGAUUUGGUGAGGUUGAUUUCUGAUGAUCAGUUAAAAUUUGAUUUGACAACCAUUAAAGAGAAUUGUGCGGGGCACGAUCCUAAACCAGUAGAUCCUGGAGAAAUCUCUUUUAUGUCAAACAUCCUACGAGACAAUGAUAUUGAAGUAGAGGAAUCUGCUGGUCCUAUUGAUUCUUGUGAAGAAUGCGAAUUGGGAAAGGUCAGUAAUCAACCAGAAGGUGUUCGGGGAACUAAGGAAACAGAUCAAGCUCCGGCGAUACUUUCUGAAACUUUACUGGAUAAGUUAAAUGUUAAUGAUCCAAGUGGUAUUGUGGAUGAAAAGUCGCUGAAUUGUAUACAUUCUAGCUGCAAGCCUAGUUCUCAGUCAUAUGCAAUACGCAGGCGCUGUUUGGAUUUUGAAAGGCCAGCAGCUCACAAAAGGAAAUCAAUAGAUGCUAGUGGCGGUUCUUUAGCCUUACCGCAGUCCAGUUGUGAAGUCGCCUCUGUCGAAAAGCAGUUGGUUCAAACUAUAAAAGGUUGUGAUUAUUCAUCUUCAAGGUUACCUGGCAUUGGUUUGCACUUGAAUGCUCUUGCAACUUCUAGUGAAAGUAACUUAAGUAAGGUUGUCAAGCAUGAUAUUUCUGAGAGUCGAGCGAUAAAUUUUCCAAACUCCAAGAUAUCUAGUACUUCUUUGACUCCCAGUGAGGUUUCUUGUGAUGAAUCAUGUAAAAAUAAAGCUCAGGUUGCAGAAACUCCUCCCCAAGUAUGUGCAGCAGUUGGUCAAGAACAUGACUGUAAUAGUCCUGAGAAGAAAAGGCUUAAGUUGCAGCCUGUUGGAGAAAGUUUGGCUUGCAAGCGCUGUAAUUGUAAGAGAUCAAAAUGUUUGAAACUUUAUUGCGACUGUUUUGCUGCUGGUCUCUACUGUAUUGAGCCUUGUUCAUGUCAAGAAUGCUUAAACAAGCCUAAUUAUGAGAAUAUUGUUUUAGAGAAUCGCAAACUGAUUGAAUCUCGCAACCCACUUGCAUUUGCUCCCAAAGUAACUGCAAGCGCCGUUGCUAUUCCACAGUACGGGAAGGAAACUAACUCGACUCCGUCUUCAGCUAGGCAUAAAAGGGGAUGCAAUUGUAGAAAAUCAAGUUGCUUGAAAAAGUACUGUGAAUGCUUCCAGGGUGGUGCUGGAUGCGGCAUCCUCUGCAGAUGUGUAGGGUGUAAAAACACUUUUGGCCGGAAAGAUGAAUCUAAACAAGCUGAAGUUGGAGGAGAUGAAUCAGUAGUUCCGAAUAAGGAUGCACUGAAUGUCAGUUUACCGACAGUAAGGGAUCAAGAUCUCCCAAUGGCGCGUUCUGGGAUUUUCAGACCUCCAGACCAAUUGACAUCCUCUUCUAACGGGAAACAGAAAAUAUUUUCUCUUCAUUCUGUGGUAUCAUCUCCUCAGCUCGAGAAGCAUCUUCAGGCAAUUCCUGAAGACGGAACUCUUGAGACGUUGGCUAGCAGUGGCUCACAUAAGUCAUCCUCUCCAAACUCAAAGAGGGUAUCGCCUCCUCACAGCGGCAGCGAGUUUGGGUCAGCUUGGAGGGGCGGCAGGAAGUUAGUUCUGAGAUCCAUUCCACCAUUCCCGACUCUGGAAUCACCACGAAAGCAGUGACUUGCGCCACAAUAGAAGUCUAAGAAACUGAAGUCGAAAGAGAAAAAUCAGGAAAUCGGAAAAAGGGUGCAGAAAAAAAGAAGAGAGACUUGUUCUUGCUCUCCCAAUUCAGGAAGAUGGAAAUCGCCGGUUGGGCUGGUCCAAGUCCAACCAAGAAAAACAUGGGACUUUUUUCAUGAAUUAUGACUGGUAGUUUACGGACAGCAGCAAGGGAUCAAGAUCUCCCAUUUAUUUGGCUUUCCCAACUCUCGAAUCAACACGAAAGCAGUGACUUAGGCCGCAAGCUUCAGUCGCACUCGCACUCCAGUUCAACGCAUGUUCUUUGCUGCAUUAUUGUGAUACAAAGAUGUGGCUUCGUGCAAUCUUUAUGUUACCAAUACUGAAUCACUGAUGGCGUUAACCGUUACUCCUAAAACGAUGUCGAGUUUUGUAAUACGUUUGUGUUUCUCUUAAACGAUGGCGGUAACUAUUGAACCUCACGGUCCUGUAUCACUUCCA